AUGGUUCUUCCAAACACGGUCACCACAGAGAGGGAGCAGCAGAGUGCUAUCAUAGAGUUGGACAAGCUCUUGAAUAGCAAGACAUCGACUCCUGCCGUCAGCUUUGUGAACAUUCUAUCGAGUUAUCCGACUACCUCUGUCUGCAACAGCAUUUUCCUGAAACUUGGUGAUAUCUUCAAGAGCGGCGAUAACACCAUCCGGUUUUGUGUCCUGAAGGUCUUUGAGAAGUGCAGGAAACUUCUGGUUAGGGUGUUUAACGCCGAGCGCCUGGUGAAAAGAGUGCAUCAUGUGUUUGAGAACGAGAUUGAUCCAGCAGCGCGAUCUCUCGCUAUCAGGAUGUUUGCAUGCAUGGCGAUCCUCCUUGUUGAUGACAAGAGAAUCCAUAGCGAUGUCAGAAACGCGAUCCGGUCUCCAAAUGAAUCAGAGGUCUCCGCCUGCAUAUUCUGCAUCAAAGAGCUUUGCCGAGUCUCAAUCUCCUUUGCAAGCGACACGCUCAGUCUCAUUCGUGAAAUCGUCUUAGCUCUUGAAACGCCUCUCAUGCAAAGAUUGCAGCUGAUUUCCUCCCUGGAGUACAUGUGCGGUGAUCCUGUCACUGCGUUGGAUUCUUGGGUUCUUCUCACAGAUGUUUUGGAUCGCUAUCCCAUGCUGCCCAUCGUUCUUGUCUCCCUCAGAACUCUUUCUCAGUUGUCGAUCAAGAGCAGCAUACGACAUGAGCAGCUCAUCAAGCUCAUGCUAGAGUACAUGAAGACCGAUGAACGAAGUGAAGUCCAGUCGAUGGCAGCGCACUGCCUUUCAACAUUAGUGUCUAGCGCAGCUUUUGUUUUUGAUUGUCCACAUGACGACAUCGUUGCCGUUGCCCGAACGUCGAAAUGCAUCGAAGUGCAGGAAUCCUGCAUUCGCAUGAUGGUCGUGUUGGUUGAGCAAGAAUCUUGCGAUUCUUCUGAGGACUUGUAUUCAUUUCAAUCCAAGGUUUUGACUUGCGGAUCAACAAUGUUGCAAGAAACUGGAAGUUUGAACAAAGAAGACAUUACCUUGAUGCAUACUCUACUCGAAAUCUUUCCGACCAAUUCUGCAUCAUCGAAAAGGAGUGCAGAGAGUCUCGCUGCACAGAUGACGCUUUGCUCCCGUGUUGUGGGUUCCUUUUGUGAAGCCAUCAACACAACAUGGGAGAAGGGUGAUCCCCAUCGCGCGCUAGAAGCAUCUUGUCAAAGUCUGUCGUUAUGUGCAAGUCAAUUUCCGCACUUGAUGAACGAUCUGAUUCGAAAGUUGUUUGAGUGUCCCAGAGGCUCGGAGAAUCCAGUGUUGUUCUUGAGCCUCGUGAAGUCCAUCAUGUUUCUUGGAAUGUCGAACUUGAAGUCUCAGGUGGAAACGAUUCAAAUGAUUAAGAGCAAGUGCUUGUCUGCGUUGAGAGAGAAUCCUUGGAACGGUUACAGGUUGUUGAGGAGUGCGUUUGUCAUGGGAUAUCUUAAGCUCGCUCUGCCUUUAAUCGACGAGCUGAAAACGAAGGUUGAAAGCGUCCGCAUGCGAGCAUGGAUGUCCUCCCUCUACUUCCUGGCCGAGGCUGAAGAGAUUAGAACCUCUGAAAAUUACUCGAUGACGGUCGAGAAGCUCCAGGAGGCGGCUCAACAGAUGUAUGUUGUUGGCCCGAGCUCCAAGACUUUCACCUUCCAGAAACGAUACCUCAAGGCUUUGAUCACCUCCAACGACGCCCUGUCGAGGCUCAGACUCGCAGUCUGGGACUGGCUCGAUUUCCGACCGCUCGAUCCAAGUCAAAAAGUGCAGCACAGUGACACUGAAGAAUUGCACGAAUGUAAGAUGAUAUCAGAAGCAAUCAGAUCGUUGGAGGUUGCUAAGGACAAGAUUUUGGAGCUCAGGCGAUGCAGAUUUGGAACAGACGCGCAGAGUGAGAUGUGUCUUGAGCAACAUGCGAUCUGUCAAGCUUUCAUUGCCCGAGUUGCCUCCGUUAUGUUCCUCAACGAGGACAAGGAGAACUUGAUCUAUGGAUGGGAUUCGAUCGUGGAGAGCAUCAUUACCAGAGAGAAGCAGACUGUGCUGGCGAUGUUGCCGGCUCAAACGUGCAAGGCGCUGAUGAAGUGGUUGACGGACCUCUUCGCGGAAAGCGGGCGGGAGACGAUGGAAGGGAACGACAGCGAGCGUGGGGAGCUGUCGGAUCUUCACCGGGUGCAGGCAUUCCUGCAUGUCAUGGGCGCGCUAAACAAACUCCCGCUGCUCGUGCCCCCGAGCUUCCUGGACACUUCCAACCCUGUCUACGUGGACAUCAAGUCCCUGCCGAGCCCUAAGAGCGCCAUGGAGCCGAUCGAGACUCAACUUGGCAUCGGAUGCGUCCUAAAGAUCGAAGCCACCAUCGUCAACCUCCACACUAGACAGUCGUGGAGUUCCCAGAUUACAUACAUCGUCCUCUCUGUCGUGAUCAAUUAUGAUGCGCUGGACCCCAAGGGCACGACUGCUAAGUUUCCUCAGAGCAUGCAGUUCAAGCUGCGGUGCAAGGGAGGGUCCGUGUCGACCUCCUGCCUCCUCCCCGUAUCGCAAGCGCUCGGCUCUUACUCAGUCAGCAUCAGCGCAGACAUCCUCGACAAUCGGGGGAACUGCUGGGAUGGGGGGCCGGCGACUUCUCUCCGAGUCCGGACGGUUCAGACUCUCGGAGCAGUGAAGAGCUCGGGGACGGCGAUGACGCAAGCGAGCGCGUGA
This is a messenger RNA of Guillardia theta CCMP2712, 2709 nucleotides long. RefSeq lists its product as hypothetical. The transcript is spliced from 19 exons. Gene Ontology annotation, cellular component: integrator complex. Gene Ontology annotation, biological process: snRNA 3'-end processing. The record is from RefSeq and is a predicted model, not a curated record. The coding region runs from base 1 to 2709 and encodes 902 amino acids. NCBI's taxonomy places the organism in Eukaryota, Cryptophyceae, Pyrenomonadales, Geminigeraceae.